AGAGCACUGCAGCAAAAAGCUUAGUCCACUACUGGCUGAGUCAUGUGAGUGAGAGGAGACAGAGCAGCACGAGCGCACGUUGUGACAACUGUUUACCAGUUGUAGGUGUGUGCUCUCUGUUUGGCAACAGCACACUGCUCUACGUCUCCUAUAAGAAGAAGCGCCUGCUCAAACCAGCUGAGAUUUUCAUUAUCAACCUGGCCAUCAGCGACAUGGGUCUGACCCUGUCCCUCUACCCCAUGGCCAUCACCUCCAGCAUCUACCACAAGUACUGUACACCCAUGUUUACACCACAGAGCCAAGCCUAGCAAAUAUCUACCACAGGAACUGUACAAACCAUCAAAUAAUUAGUGAAAUAAGGGAGUGCCCAGGUCUGGCACUGUAUACUAUUUUACAGUGCCAAGCCCAGCUGUACUGUGCUGUCUGACCUGGUUACUCAUCCACUGGAUCCUCCUGGAAAGGAUUAUGUGAAAAGGACAUUUCCAGGCCAGAACAGUGCAGUUCGGUUCAGCAGGAUAGUAUGAAAGACCCCAUACAGACUCCCCAAGCUACAGUAACAGCCCAUUGGAGAGGAGAGGAAAUGCUUCACCUCACAUGUGAUUGGCUCCUAUACUUCACAGACACACUGUCAAAAAAAUCCUGUAGGUUUGUUACGGUAAUUUACUGCCAGCCAAUUGCCUGUACAUUACUGUAAAUAAAGGUACAUUAAGUUCAUGUAAAAACCAAAAGGAUUUAUUUUUAUUUUUUACAGUGCAGGAAACUGCAGUGUUUUGACUAAAGGUUUUGAUGUCUAACGUUGGCCUUAUGCCACCACACUGUGUAAAUGCAGAUUAGUAGAGUUGGGUUUGGAUUAAAAACUAUCCUCUCCAAUUGUCAUGGUUCAAUUACCUUUCUAGUUUGGUCGUGUGGUGACAGGUCCUGCUUUAUACUGUACAUUGAAUGGUCAGUGUGUUCUCACUCUCUCUUUCUUUCGGUAUUUCUCUCUCCCUCUCUAUUUAUCCCUCUAAUUCUCUCUCUCCGUCUACGGCCUUUCUGACCCCUCCCGCUCUCGCUCUCGUUCCCUCUCUUUCUGUUCCUCCCCCUCUCCCUCAGGUGGCUUUUUGGGAAAACGGUGUGUUUGAUCUACGCGUUCUGCAGCGUGUUGUUUGGGAUCUGCAGUCUGACCACUCUCACCCUGUUGAGCAUGGUGUGUUUUGUGAAAGUAUGUUAUCCUCUCUACGGUAACCGAUUCAACCCGGGGCAUGGCCGUCUGCUGAUAGCCUGUGCGUGGGUCUGGGCCCUGGUGUUCGCCUUCUCCCCUCUGGCCCACUGGGGUGAAUACGGUCCAGAGCCAUAUGGCACAGCCUGCUGCAUCGACUGGCGCCUGUCCAACCUGCACCCCGUGGCCCGCUCCUACACAAUGGCGCUCUUUAUCUUGUGCUACAUCGUGCCCUGCUGCAUCAUCACAGCAUCCUACACGGGCAUCCUGAUGACGGUUCGAGCCUCUCGUAAGGCCAUGGAACAUCACGAGGCCAGGCCGGCCAAAAUGAGCAACAUCCAGGCUGUUAUUGUGAAGCUGAGUGUUGCAGUCUGUAUCGGUUUCUUCACAGCGUGGAGCCCUUAUGCCGUGGUGUCGAUGUGGGCAGCGUUUGGACACAUGGAGAACAUCCCACCAUUGGCGUUCGCCAUACUCGCAAUGUUUGCCAAGUCCUCCACCAUAUACAACCCCAUCAUCUACCUGCUGCUCAGGCCCAACUUCCGCAGGGUGAUGUACCGGGACCUGGUGAGCUUUCGCAGGGCCUGUCUGAAGGGCUGCCUGUGCUCCUGCUCCCAAGGCGCUGUGGGGAAGUGCCGCUCCGGCUCUGUGGUCCAGGUUAGCCUCCGGUCGCUCCGCAGACCACCAGGACACAACCAGUCCUGUUCCACCAACUCAUCUGCCAACCAAGCCCUCGCCGGGUACAGAGGUUGUAGCAGCACCUGUGAGAAGUGCAGCGACGCCUUCGAGUGCUUCAGACACUACCCCAGAGAUUGCCAUGGCGGCACCAACCCCCCCAGCUCCUCAGUCAACACUAACACACCUCAGGAUCAGCUCUCAACAGAGCCCCAGCUGCAGUCACUGACACAGAAACCAACACGGAAGCAGAUGCAGAAGCAUAAAAAACAGGAGGCCUGUCACAAGAAGUCCCUGCGUGCCACGAUGCGCAGCAAAAGGACCUCGGAGAUCGACAACCUUCAGAUCAACUUGAAGAUGGUCCCGGGACACGCUAAAUUUGCCUGGCCCUAGAAUGUGAUAUAUGCAUUCUCUGGUUUUAUAUUUUUUACAUCUCUGAUAUAAAUUUUGCAGUUGAUAUUUAAAAUUACUUCAUUUAUUUAUCUGUCAAGAUAGACAGUGACUUUGUUGAAAUGCGCUUAGUAAAAACCUAGGUUGUCCUUCAGGGAUUCAUGUGGGCUGGAGGAGAACACAGUGGAACAAAAUGGAACCCCAUCAUCCUCGGAAGGAUCGGGACAGAAGCCAAGGUACAAUACUGUUUGCUGUGUGCGGCAAUAAAAACAGUUUGACACAUGACGAUGGAAAGCGAAACCCACUUUGACAUCAGUUCCGCUUCCUCUACAAUCCCAUUUCCAUCCAGUGUUUAUAGUUGUCUAAUACAGGUACAUAUACAGUAGGUGCUGGAUUGUUUUAUGUUGGUUCAGUACAGCAUGGUUUAACUCAACAUGAAACUGUUGACUUUAUGUAUAAAGGAAAUCGAUGAGAGACAGCGAUAGAAUCAACCAAAGUCAUAAUCAAACAGCUGAAGAUACUGAUAUUCACUCAACAAUAAGCACUACAGUAUACUGUGUAUAUAAGCGCAACAGGGAGAGGAGAAAGGGCGAGCAAGGCAAAUAACCAAGUACAAAUUGAGCAACUGUAGACAGUCAAAUUCAGAGUGAGAGAGAGGAAAGGGUUAAAAAAAAACAAGACAAAACAAAUUUGUGUUGUGUGGUAUUGACACAUUGUGAACCGUGUUGUGUGUGAAAACUGUGUAAAAUAUGCAUGGCAGUCAUCGGCAUGGAAUGUCCUCCAUUGCAAGGUUCAAAAAAUGAUUUGACCAAAUCUACAAGCUGUUGAUUCCUUCCAAUCAUGUUACAAACCAUUAAAUCUUCCUCCCAUUUUCCACAGCUGAACUAACGAUACUGUAGCACUUUGCCAUGCACCUUCUCUCUCUCUGGGUAGCUGUAUUGAAAUCUGUUGAUUUAAUAAUUAAUUUAAAUACUAACUGCCUAUUUGAGAAACUAAUGAGCAAAGAUUUUUUUGUAGUCUUGGUACUUAAUUAGAAUGAAUUAUGGGGGGUCAAUUGGAACAAAGUUCAUUUAAACAUCCAUAAAUCUGAUAUAAUGUAAUUAUUGUGUGGAAAACGGACGCUAACCAACAUUUGCAUUCGCUGAUUUAUUCAUUAAUCAUUCAUGCAGAGAUCCAUUUUCUCCUGUUUGCGAAGGGGAUUAACAGGCUCCAGCCUUGAUAAGAAUGUUAGUAUCAAGAUAUGGGAAGGUAUACAAAAAAACAUGAAUCAAUGCCUUUAAAAAAUGUCGAGCUUAUCUCUUCUUCAUCCCUGAUCCUUUUUAAAACAUGCAAUUAAAACAGUGUUUCGCAGCAGCCAAUCAGCCGCGUGGUAGUCAGAUAGAGAUGGACCGCUGUGGUUGGAUCUGGGAUCGGAUGGGUCCGAGGAGAAGCUUCCUGAAUACAGCAGCUGAUGUUAUUCUAAUCAAAUGCAUCUAGGCUCUACCCAAGUUCCUGUUGUUGCCUGCUGCCUGGCCAAAUGAAAUCUGGGCACUAGCCAGAUGAAAUUGAAUUGCUCAUGUACACAUAUCUUGCAAAUGUUAUCGUGGGUGUAGAGAAAUAAUUAUGUUCCAAGCUCCAACAGUGCAGUAAUACCUGACAGUACACACAAAUCCCCAAAAUAAAAAGGAAUUAAGAAAUAUUAGA
Messenger RNA from Salmo salar (Atlantic salmon), 3943 nucleotides. Lineage: Eukaryota; Metazoa; Chordata; Actinopteri; Salmoniformes; Salmonidae. The record is from RefSeq and is a predicted model, not a curated record.